This is a messenger RNA of Phalacrocorax carbo (great cormorant), 2894 nucleotides long. The record is from RefSeq and is a predicted model, not a curated record. NCBI's taxonomy places the organism in Eukaryota, Metazoa, Chordata, Aves, Suliformes, Phalacrocoracidae.
GGAGCCGGGGCCGGCAGCGGGGCAUGGAGCGGGCGGCGGGGCCGGGGGCAGCGCUGGCCGCCUCGCUGGCCGAGGGGCUCAUCAAAUCUCCGCGGCCGCUGAUGAAGAAGCAGGCGGUGAAGCGGCACCAUCACAAACACAACCUCAAGCACCGCUACGAGUUCCUGGAGACGCUGGGGAAGGGCACUUACGGGAAGGUGAAGAAAGCCCGGGAGCGCUCCGGCAAACUGGUAGCUAUCAAGUCAAUCCGGAAAGACAAAAUCAAGGAUGAGCAGGACCUUGUCCAUAUCCGGAGAGAGAUUGAGAUCAUGUCCUCCCUCAAUCACCCCCACAUCAUCGCUGUCCACGAAGUGUUUGAGAACAGCAGCAAGAUUGUCAUCGUGAUGGAGUAUGCCAGCAAGGGAGACUUGUAUGACUACAUCAGCGAGCGGCAGCGGCUGACGGAGCAGGAGGCUCGCCAUUUCUUCCGGCAGGUCGUGUCGGCUGUCUACUACUGCCACAAGAAUGGGAUCGUUCACAGGGACCUGAAGCUGGAGAACAUCCUUCUUGAUGGAAAUGGGAACAUCAAGAUUGCAGACUUCGGCCUGUCCAAUGUUUACCAGCAGGACAAACUUUUGCAGACUUACUGUGGCAGCCCUCUCUAUGCAUCCCCCGAAAUCAUCAAUGGGAGGCCGUACAAGGGCCCAGAGGUGGACAGCUGGUCCCUGGGCGUUCUCCUCUACAUCCUGGUCCAUGGCACGAUGCCGUUUGAUGGCCAUGACUACAAGACUCUGGUCAAGCAGAUCACGAGUGGGGACUACCGGGAGCCCACAAAGCUGUCAGAUGCCUGUGGGCUGAUCCGGUGGAUGCUGAUGGUCAACCCGGAGCGCCGUGCCACCAUCGAGGAUAUCGCCACGCACUGGUGGGUCAACUGGGGCUACAAAGUGCCCGUCGGGGAGCAAGAGCUGCUGCGGGAGAGCGAGUCCCCCCUGUCCACGGUGGCAGAGUGGCUUCGCCGCUCCUCCCGGCCCCUCCUGGAGAACAGCUCCAAGGUGCGAUGCUUCUUGAAGCAGCACAUCCCCAGCGUGGCCCUGGAGCGUCAGCGCUCCCUCAAGAAGUCCAAGAAGGAGAACGAUGUCUCCCACGCACUGCAGGAGGUGGCCCUGGCUCCGGAGAACCCCUCCAAGUCCAUCCUCAAGCGGCCCAAGGGCAUCCUGAAGAAGAGAAACUCCUGUGAGCAGAAGGUGCCUGGCCCCGGCCCCCCGCUGGCAGUGCCUGUAGGAGAGGCGAGGGCUGAGGAUGGCGAGGUGGCUGCUGCAAGUCUCACCAGGGUCCUCUCCUCUGGGAUGCUGCCUUGCAGCAGGGACGUUGGAGCAGUGCCCACGGCCAUGCCCAAGAAGGGAAUACUUAAAAAGCCCUCGACGAGGGAGUCAGGGUAUUACUCAUCCCUGGAGUGCUGUGAGUCUGGGGAUGUCCUGGAUGCGGGCAGCUUGGACCUUGAUGGGAACGUGUUUGCUGACAACCCCUCCCCAGAGCAGGGCCCCCAGGGGCUCCCCGCCCGCCGGAAAGGCAUCCUCAAGCAGAACAGCAAGUAUUCCUCUAGCAGCACCGAGCCAGAGAGUCCCCCCGGGCGGAGCUUCGGGAGCUUCAGCGAGGUGCCCCUGCCCCAGCCGCCCCGCGCCCGCCCAUCCAAUGCUGUAAGCGAGGACAGCAUCCUUUCCACGGAGUCCUUCGACCAGCUCGACCUGCCCACCCGUGUCUCCCAUGGCGGCGGGGUCAUGCGGGGCUGCGUCUCUGCUGACAACCUCCUCCGGCUGGAAGAGGAGGAAGAGGAGGUGGAGGAAGGGCGCAGGCUGCGCCGUUGGACAGUGACCCAUUGCCGGAGCCCACUGGGAGACAGCAGCUUGUCCCUGGCAGGCUGUGACAAUGUCACUGAAGUCUACCGGCGUGCCGUGGCCAUCGGCAUGAAGCUGAGCUGAGGGCACCUCCCAGCAGGGCUCCCUGGGGUGGUGUGUGUUGGGGAGGGGGCUGAGCCCUCCCUGCCCUGGAGCUGCUGGUGCUGCUGAGCCACGUCCCACGUAUUUAUUUUGCAGCCUCAUGCCCCUCGGGGAGAAGUGCGGGUGCAGGCAGGGAGGGAGCUGUGGGUGUUGGCGGGGGACACCCCAAGACCAGGACAUUAAAUGGACCAAAACCCUGAGUGAAGGGGCUUGGGAGUCCCACAGGCUCCUUGCUGCCAUCCUUCCCUUGCAAACAGGUUCAUCUCAUUUGGGGAGGGAGGGGAAACCAAGGGGAUGGGGGGAUUUUUUUUUUUCUUUGCACUGGUUUUAUCUUUUUGGCUGCACAAGAUAACAAAUGGGGCAGGUGAUAUACCUCAAACAAGCUGGAGAGGCAGCAGGGUGCUGGCAAGGGGCUGCAAGGUGCUGCCCUGGCUGCUGUCUGUGGGCUGGGCUCUCAGGAUGUGCUGGCAACGGGGUCCAACCACCCAUGCCCUGGCUCUUCCCUCUCCUGCACUGAGAAACCCAACUGGAUCUGGCUGAAACCCCAGUCUGAGAAUCAAACUGAUGCCAACAUCUUUUUUUUUUUUUUCCUAAUGUUGAAAGGAGGAAAAAAAAGUGCCUUUGAGGCACACUGCUUCUUUAUUUAUUGCCUUUGUCUGGCUUGAUGUAAGACUUCACCAGCCUGGGAUGUGUCUGGCUCCGUAACGGCCACCCAGAUGUUUUUCACUGGGGGGGGGGGUGGAGGGAUCUGUGCCAUUGUCUCAUGUGCCCCACGUCAAAGCUCCGUUGCACUAUUGCCCUUUGUUUGCUGGCCCUUCCCCUUUUCCAGGGUGUGUGUGUUUUCUCCUCUUUCCUACAAAGUUGUCUUGAGAAAACCAUUAAAUUAAAAGCAAACAGUCGAUCUGAGUUGUUCUCUUG